UAUUGCCAUGCCCUUUUGUCAUUUAGGCUAUUACAAUUAGCAAGGCGUACCUAUUGCAUAAUACUAAAAUUAUCGUUUUUGUCACCACUACAGGCGCCAAGCGCUACUCUCUAGUCUCUACGUUUCUACCUACUGCCUUUUCACUUUUCGUUUUCACCGUUUUCAGAAUUCGGUUGAGUCAAUCUUAAACGAGUUGCCACUAGGCAGUAGGCGGCAGGCGCUUGUAGCUGAAUAGUGAAUGGUGUAUAGUUAUUCGCUAUUCAGAUUUCACGUUCAGUUGACGCCGUUGACGGUUGCUAUAGUUCGUUACUUAUAAUUGACUAUCGAAGUCAGGAAGUGAUUGUUGUCACUUAGCGCUUAUCAGUCAUCGUGGGAGAUAACGCGUUGUAUUUCAUCGUACCGUAAAAUAGAUAAGUACCUAUAUACCGUUGUAGUCGUACCAUAAUAUUCUAGAUCAUUCUAUGGGUGUUUGUCGUAUGAGUAUUUCACGAAUUGACAUCACCAACAGUCGAAUCGAUCAACAAUAAUAAUCCAUUAUUAUUUAUUCCCACGAUUGCCAAGACUUGCGCACAGACGCACUGUCGCGUUGAUCCCGUCGUCCAUCCAUUGCGCACUUGGCACUUGCGCGCCAUCGUUAUCUCAUUGCGCGGAGGCAAGCAGUUGUAUUACACCACUCGUCGUUUCGUCACUACGAAUCAUCGUCAAAAGCCGUUGUUUGCCCUAACACAUACAUUGUAAACACAGUUUGUUGUGUUGAAAUAUUACUCAUUUCAAACCGGACGUCCAGUUACAUAACCGUGGUUUGUAGCUUGUACGGAUUCACGUCACCAGUGGGAUACCACGAUUGCUGUGCGCUGAUAAGUGUCUUCCUGUGUGAUGACGCAGUAACGCACUGCAAUGUUGUUUGCCUCGUGUGAAUUAGUCAAUACUCAAUAGUGCAACAGUCAUCUGAACAAAUACAAAUACCUUUCGAAGUUCAAGAUUUAUUGAGCCAGUGUAUAAACAACAUUUGCAAUGAGUACGUGGCAACAGACGCAGACUCCAUACGGAUCAGGAGCCGCUCCACCUCCACCAGGAUUUUAUCCACAAGGUGCCCCAUAUCCAAAAGCUGAUGGUGGCUAUCCUGCUGCUGGUGGAUAUCCUGCUGCUGGUGGAUACCCUGCUGCUGGGGGUUAUCCUUCUGGUGGUGGAUACCCUCCUCCAUAUGCACAACAAAAUAUGCCUUACUAUGGAGCAGGAGCACCAGAAAAUAACAGUUUUAACGCACCUGAAAACUUUGGCUUCAGUGAUAAAACUAUACGUAAAAACUUCAUAUGUAAAGUUUAUAGUAUUCUGAUGUGUCAGUUACUUGUCACAUUAUUUUUUGUGGCUAUGGCAACUUUUCAUACGGACACUAAAAAUUAUAUUAAAGCACAUCCGGGGCUCAGUAUCAUCGCAAUUAUCAUUACUUUUGGUACUUUAAUUGCACUCGCUUGCUGUGAAAAUUUACGUCGCAAAAGUCCUACCAACUUUAUUCUAUUGUUUGUAUUCACCUUAGCUGAAUCAUUUUUAUUAGCUGUAUCUGUGUCACGUUACUAUCCAGAUCAAGUGAUGUUGGCUCUUGGCUUAACUACAUUGAUAUGUUUUGCUCUUACAAUAUUUGCUUUUCAGACUAAAAUAGAUUUUACAGUAAUGGGUGGCUUUUUAACAGUAGCUGUUAUAAUUUUACUUGUUGCAUCUAUUGUUGCUAUAUUUUUCCCUGGUAAAUUGAUGACACUCAUAAUUGCAUCUGCGGGGGCUAUCAUAUUUUCCUUAUAUCUUAUUUAUGACACCCAAAUGAUGGUUGGUGGUGAUCAUAAGUAUUCAAUCUCUCCAGAAGAGUAUAUAUUUGCAGCAUUAACCAUCUAUGUAGAUAUUAUAAACAUUUUUAUGUAUAUAUUAGCCAUUAUUGGAGCUUCAGGUGAUGAUUAAAAAUUGUAUGUCUAACGAUUAUUUAUAAAAAUAAUAAAACUGUUGAUUGUUUAUUUAAAAUUAAGUGAUGUAGAUUAUUAUUCCUUUUAGCUUUAAUUUUUCUGAUUAAAUAUAGUUAUUCUGUUAUUA
Rhopalosiphum padi (bird cherry-oat aphid) is the source of this 2079-nucleotide messenger RNA. Its product is annotated as protein lifeguard 1-like. The transcript is spliced from 5 exons. Gene Ontology annotation, cellular component: membrane. The coding region runs from base 1015 to 1950 and encodes 311 amino acids. NCBI's taxonomy places the organism in Eukaryota, Metazoa, Arthropoda, Insecta, Hemiptera, Aphididae. The record is from RefSeq and is a predicted model, not a curated record.